Misgurnus anguillicaudatus (oriental weatherfish) is the source of this 968-nucleotide messenger RNA. The record is from RefSeq and is a predicted model, not a curated record. NCBI's taxonomy places the organism in Eukaryota, Metazoa, Chordata, Actinopteri, Cypriniformes, Cobitidae.
GAGCCUGUGGAGGACCUGGACCCUGAUAGGAUUCUGGACCUGCAAGCUGAUUCCCAUCUGCAUGUUAUCUCGGGUGGAACCAAAGUGGUUCAACACAGCCCACCUCUCCGAGCUACUGCAGGGCUAAAACCUGUAGACAACGGUUGUGUAGCUUAUGUUUUACGGACAGGAUUUUACACUUCUCAGUGUAAAUUAUUGAGAACGAUUCUGUUUGGAGUGAAGGGGGUGACGGCGAACAACCUGGAAACGUUCAUCCUCUUCCUAUUGGUUUUCGCCAUUGCCGCCGCUCUGUAUGUUUGGGUAGAGGGAGCCGUGACAUGCUGUCUACAGGUUGUGAUGAUAACAGGUGACAACCCUUUAACUGCUUGUCAUGUGGCCAGAGAGCUGCAUUUUAUCCAGAGAGAGCACACGCUGAUACUACAACAGGCACCCGGUCAAGGCGAUUGGCAGUGGGAAUCUAUAGACGGUUCUGUGCACCUCCCUGUACCUCAUGCGUCAGUCUCGGAUCUGAUCAGGCGCUAUGACCUCUGUGUGACGGGUGAAGGGCUGACCAAAUUGUCCUACGACACACGAUUGCUGAACGCCCUGCUUCCUCAUGUGCAGGUCUUCGCUCGAGUUAGCCCCAAACAAAAGGAAUUCGUCAUAACUAGCCUAAAGGGACUGGGUUUUGUAACACUAAUGUGUGGUGAUGGGACAAAUGAUGUUGGUGCACUUAAACAUGCCCACAUAGGUGUGGCCCUACUAGCUAACGCCCCAGAGCGUAUCCCAGAGAGGAAGAAGAGAAAUAAAGACAAAGAGAUUUCCUCUGUAGAUCCCAGACCUCCUCCAGUCACAAGUUCAGGGAAACUCACUUCACGUGGAGCCAGACAGAGAAUAAUUGCACAGAGAGAGGAACAGCUCGCUGCACAAAAGGUGUUUCAUCACUUAUAUUUAUUUACCUUCAACACUUGAUGGGUGAUCUCCUGCUA